UAGUGGUGGUGGUGGUGGAGGAGAGAUCCACAGGAAAACAAAGAAGGUGCGGGUCUGAGCUGUUCUGCGUAAGCUGCGGUUUCUGAUAGCCGUCAGGGGAGAGAGAAAGGUCAGAGUCUACACUGCACCGGCUACUGUUUACUGAAACCCGUUCUUCAGUUUUCUGGGGAAAUACACGCAGCAAGACUGGAGGUGACAGAAUCCUUAGUGAACCACUUAGAUAGUAGAGCCGUUCUUGUGACCUUUGGCAGCGCGAUGGAGCUUGAGCAUUUCGAGGAGCGGGAUAAGGCGCAGCGGCACAGCCGAGGAGGGGGCAGGCUGAACGGGGUGACCAGCCCAGCACACAGCGCCCACUGCAGCCUCUACCGCACCCGGACCCUCAAGACCCUCAGCUCGGAGAAGAAGGCCAAGAAGGUCCGCUUCUACCGCAACGGGGACCGCUACUUUAACGGGAUAGUGUACGCCAUCUCCGCGGACCGGUUCCGGUCUUUUGACGCUCUGCUGGAGGACCUGACCCGCUCCCUGUCCGAUAAUGUGAACCUGCCACAGGGCGUCCGGACUAUCUACUCAGUGGAUGGAACCAAAAAGAUCACCAGCACCGAUCAACUGGUGGAGGGCGAGAGCUACGUGUGCGGCUGCAUCGAGGUCUUCAAGAAGCUCGACUACACCAAGAACGUCAACCCCAACUGGUCGGUGAACGUUAAAGCUUCGUCUGCGGCGGCCGCCCGCGGUCCUCCUUUCCUGGGCAGCUCCAAGGCCGGACCUCCAGACACCCGGGACCAGGCAGUGAAGGACUUCAUCCGGCCCAAGCUGGUGACGGUGGUGCGUAGUGGGGUGAAGCCCAGGAAGGCUGUACGGAUCCUGCUCAAUAAGAAGACAGCACAUUCAUACGAACAGGUCCUGACCGACAUCACAGAGGCCAUCAAACUGGACUCUGGAGUGGUGAAGAGGAUCUAUACACUGGAGGGGAAACAGGUGACGUGUCUCCAGGACUUCUUCGGCGACGAGGACAUCUUCGUGGCGUGUGGACCGGAAAAAUACAGAUACCAAGACGACUUCCAGCUGGAGGAGAGUGAGUGUCGUGUGAUGAGGUCAGUGGCCUAUGGUAAAAUGUCCGUCCCUCUGACCAGACGUGGUUCUCCUCGCUCCGUGGGACUGUCUAGAUGCAGCAAGUCCCCCGCAGGCUCCGUGAACGGGAAUCCGACCAGUCAGCUGUCCACUACUGGCUCUGGGAAAUCUCCAAGCCCCUCCCCUUCCAGCCCUGCUUCAGACCUCAGACCACGCAGGGAGUCUCAGGGUUCAUCUAUCUCUCUGGCCUCUACCAAAGUCUGUAGCUCCAUGGACGAGGGGGAUGGAGCUGAGUCAGUAGUAGAGGAUGAUAUCCCAGCGGUGCCUGCCUCCAUAUCGGAGCGCUACAGAGUUGGACGUACGUUGGGAGACGGUAACUUUGCGGUGGUCCGGGAAUGUGUGGAACACUCCACAGGCCGGGAAUAUGCCCUGAAGAUCAUUAACAAGGGCCGAUGCCGGGGGAAGGAGCAUAUGAUCCAGAAUGAGGUAGCCAUCCUGAGGAGGGUGAAACACCCUAACAUUGUUCUGCUGAUCGAGGAGAUGGACACCUACAGCGAGCUCUACCUGGUCAUGGAGCUGGUCAAGGGGGGCGAUCUGUUUGAUGCCAUCACGUCCACUAACAGAUACACAGAGAGAGACGCUAGUGGGAUGUUGUAUAACCUGGCCAAUGCCAUCAAAUACCUCCACAGCCUCAACAUCGUACACAGAGACAUCAAACCAGAAAACCUAUUGGUGUAUGAGCAUGCUGAUGGCAGUAAGAGUCUGAAGUUGGGGGACUUUGGUCUGGCCACCGUAGUAGAUGGGCCCCUCUACACAGUCUGUGGAACACCCACAUAUGUAGCACCAGAGAUCAUCGCAGAGACAGGGUAUGGCGUUAAGGUCGAUAUCUGGGCAGCAGGAGUUAUCACCUACGUCUUGUUGUGUGGCUUCCCUCCCUUCCGAGGGAGCAGUGAUGACCAGGAGGUGUUGUUUGACCAGAUCCUGAUGGGUCAGCUGGAGUUCCCUCUCCCCUACUGGGACAAUGUGUCAGAGACUGCCAAGGAGCUGAUCAGGUCCAUGCUGGAGGUGGAGGUGGAUCAGAGAUACACAUCUGUACAGGUGCUGGAGCACCCCUGGGUCAAUGAUGAUGGUGUGUCAGAGAACGAACAGGAGCUGUCAGUAGCAGGGAAGAUAAAGAAACACUUCAACACCGGCCCUAAAGCUAACGACACCACCGCCGGAGUGUCAGUCAUCACGGCCACCGCUCUUGAUAAGGAGGGGCAGGUUCUCAGACGAAGAUGCAACCAGGAUGUGAGCUCACACCCGUUGCCGUUGACGACGACAACAAAAACAAAAACAACGAUGGACAAACCGACCAGCUGCCUCCCCAGCCCGACCCUCGCCCCCCUCUCUCUGACCUUUAUCCUCGGCUCAGUCCCUAACCCUGACCCCUCCCCCAGCCACACCCCGGCGUCAGACGAUGAUAUCUCUCUCAGCUCAGCUGGGACUGUUCAUUCUCCUAACUCCCCCUUUUAGAGGUAGGGAGAGGGGAGAGGGGAGAGGGGUGAUAUGUUCUCCUAACUCCCCCUUUUAGAGGUAGGGAGAGGGGUGAUAUGUUCUCCUAACUCCCCUUUUUAGAGGUAGGGAGAGGGGUGAUAUGUUCUCCUAACUCCCCCUUUUAGAGGUAGGGAGAGGGGUGAUAUGUUCUCCUAACUCCCCCUUUUAGAGGUAGGGAGAGGGGUGAAUGUUCUCCUAACUCCCCUUUUUAGAGGUAGGGAGAGGGGUGAUAUGUUCUCCUAACUCCCCCUUUUAGAGGUAGGGAGAGGGGUGAUAUGUUCUCCUAACUCCCCCUUUUAAAAGUAGGAAAGGGGGGAGGAUGGGAGAGA
Coregonus clupeaformis (lake whitefish) is the source of this 2933-nucleotide messenger RNA. RefSeq names its product doublecortin-like kinase 1a (gene dclk1a). The transcript is spliced from 16 exons. The record is from RefSeq and is a predicted model, not a curated record. Gene Ontology annotation, cellular component: axoneme. Gene Ontology annotation, molecular function: protein kinase activity; ATP binding. Gene Ontology annotation, biological process: axoneme assembly; intracellular signal transduction; protein phosphorylation. Bases 256 to 2583 code for a protein of 775 amino acids. NCBI's taxonomy places the organism in Eukaryota, Metazoa, Chordata, Actinopteri, Salmoniformes, Salmonidae.